AUGACGGCUGCAUGGGUGGUUGAUGGCGAACGUGCUGCUGCUGCUGGCAACCAAAAGUUCAAUAUCGCCGUGUCGGGAGGCAUAAUUACCUGCAUUGGCCAGUGUCAUGCUGAGCUUGAAGCCGCUGCUCUCUGUGAAGGAUGCGUCAUUUCCAUUCCGGACGGCCAUCUUACCGCCGCGUUCACGGCCUUUGGCUCUGGGCUCGGCCUCAAUGAAAUCGAGUCGGAGGGCGUGACCGACAACGGCGCGGACGGCACCAUCUUUAGCCGAGGUGUCGAUGGAUUAGCCCUCAACACAACCAAGCUGCAGGUAGCCGGCCGGUAUGGAGUAACGCGCGCCAUUUCCGCGCCGAGAUUUAUCGGGCCUGGGACCCAUCAUGGGACUAGCGUUGAGUUUCUCACGGGGGCGGUGACCCAGCUCGACCAAGGCGCUGUGAUUCACCGGGAUGCCGCGGUUCACUAUACCCUGGACCUGUCCGCCAAGCGCGUGGGGAGCACGCCGUCCAUGUCGGCUGCCAUAUCCGUUCUAAGAGACAAACUACUGGACGCCGUAGAUGCGAUGGGUGAGCAGAGCUCGAACCGCUCGGAGCGAAAGUCGGAGGGUGCGUUUCUGCGCCGGGUCGUGAUUGGCGACUUGGCCCUCGCAAUCACCGCACAUAGCGCCGAUAUCAUUGCCUCUCUUCUGACGGUAAAGGCUGACGUGGAGGCGGCCAUCGCCCGGCUGGGGCGCGAUUCGAAGCUUCGCUUGACCAUUAUCGGCGGCGCCGAAGCGCACCUCGUAGCCGAUAAACUCGCAGCUGCGGGGGCCUUGACGGGCGCGCCGCUGACGGAACACACGGCGGUGGAUGUGCUGCUCCGUGCGGGCGUGACGACGGCCCUCGGUCUAGAAGAGGACUGGGUCGUGAGAGACCUCGGCGUUUUGGCCAGUGUCGCUUUCAAUAACGGCGAGGGCCGGCUCAACGAAACCGGUGCCUUCGACUUGGUGAGCCGAAACGUCUACGAGCUGUUGGGGUUGCCGGUGCCCGAUUGA
Messenger RNA from Parascedosporium putredinis, 1029 nucleotides. The record is from the annotation of a GenBank genome assembly. Lineage: Eukaryota; Fungi; Ascomycota; Sordariomycetes; Microascales; Microascaceae.